Branchiostoma belcheri (Belcher's lancelet) is the source of this 1795-nucleotide messenger RNA. RefSeq names its product homeobox-containing protein 1-like. Gene Ontology annotation, cellular component: nucleus. Gene Ontology annotation, molecular function: double-stranded telomeric DNA binding. The record is from RefSeq and is a predicted model, not a curated record. NCBI's taxonomy places the organism in Eukaryota, Metazoa, Chordata, Leptocardii, Amphioxiformes, Branchiostomatidae. The coding region runs from base 424 to 1608 and encodes 394 amino acids. The transcript has 9 exons. Gene Ontology annotation, biological process: positive regulation of DNA-templated transcription.
CUUAAGCUGGUCAUUCGGAGACAUAAAUAUGAUAUCAUAAGGCAUUUUCCGGAGGGAGUCUAACAGAACAGCAAGUUAAUAGUUUUAGUUCUAAACUUCGUCGCGAUAAAAUCUUGUAGACAACCAGAAGAGGGCUAAGUUUUGCUGAGAAAGUAAAAUGGAUGUUGGUGUACAAAAAACGCCAAGAUGUCGGCAAACUUGAAGAAAAUCUGCCGACUUGACGUCUAGUUAACUGGUCACCGACGGUAACUGGAAUAGUUAAUUACAUAUCCCAGCAUGCAUCACUUUCAACAUGGCUGACCUAGGGUUUGGGUUAUAAACCCGGAGGUUUUGGGACCGAGUUUUGAUAGUUUUAGCAGUUUUGUACCAAAUUCGGACGAUUUCACCGAAUCGGUCUGCAAGCGGGAGCCAUAUAGGUGUUGUAUGAUGGGAGAGCCGCGGUACACGAUCGAGCAGAUCGACUUGCUGCAGCGGCUGCGCCGGACGGGACUCAGCAAGGACGAGAUUCUGCAGGCGCUCGAGACCAUGGAGAGGCUGGACCGCGAACACGGGAGUACCGUCGCUCCUCCGGUACAUGCAAGUACCAACAGGACCAUGCGAUGGAACCUGAAGACCGAAGGUGAGAUUGUCCCGGCUGCCAGCCCGCCUGUCUCCAGCCCACAGGGGGCACUGGCAGCUAACGGAACAGCCGCCCCCAUGGAGCAGCCCAGGCCACACAAGGACUGUGUGCUGUCAGAGGAACAGAUCCAAACUGAAGUGGAAAUCAUGCUCAAUAAGAAUGUGGAGUCCGUGAAGGAGGAGCUGCGACUGUUCCUGUCUGAGCGCCGGAUCUCGCAGGGCCUGAUCAGCAGGUUCACCGGCAUCAGCCAGUCCUACCUGUCCCAGUUCCUCACCCAGGGCCUGGACAUGAGCGUCAUCAAGAAACGCACACUCUUCACCUGGUACAUCCGCGAGAAGUUCUCCAACUCACCCAUGUCGGCGCUUGACCUGACGGCAGCGGUGCCCAAAGCUGUGCGAGUCGCGGAGCACGUGGAUGAUGACCAUGACUGGACACCUCACCUUCAGUUCAGGAGCAGCGUACACAGAAGAGGUCAUAGGUUUAACUGGCCUGAAGCCUGCAUCACCAUCAUGGAGAAGUACUUUGAAGAGAACCAGUAUCCGGAUGAGAAGAAACGAGAGGAGAUCACCAACGCCUGCAACAGUGUUAUACAGAAACCAGGAGUUGAUCUGCCGGCCCAGAUGUUGGUAAACUCUGCCCGCGUCUACAACUGGUUCGCCAACCGACGGAAAGACGUGAAGAGAAGGCAGUCAGCAGGUUUGACAAGUUUUGGGGUUAAAAUUCACAACACCAUGUCUCCGGUGCCAAGCAGUCAGUCCAACCCCCACCACCGAGUAGAGGAUAGGGUCAGCCAAAAUACAGACCACCACCCUGGGAAUGUACUACAGGAACAUGUAGAGCCGGAGCACAAGGAGGCUCACCAGGAUCCCGUCCAAGUUGCAGUGGAGAUGGCAGCUGUCAAUCAUGCCAUCAUGGCACUCGUCAAUCAGCACAGCGAGGACAUGGACCAGGGGGAGGAGCAGGAGGAGGAGGAUGGGGAGUACAGCUAAGAGAUGAGGAGGAUGGGGAGUAAAGCUAAGGGAUGGGGAGUACAGCUAAGGGAUGAGGGGGAUGGGGAGUACAGCUAAGGGAUGAGGAGGAUGGGGAGUAAAGCUAAGGGAUGGGGAGUACAGCUAAGGGAUGAGGAGGAUGGGGAGUAAAGCUAAGGGAUGGGGAGGAUGGGGAGUACAGCUAAGG